AUGGGCAAAGUCCCAGUAUUUACCUCCGAUCCGUACCCAGACCUCGUGCUUUCGGACGAAGACCGAAUCGAGUUGUUGCAGCUCGAAAGAGACUUGAUCCUCGAAAUCUUCCCAAAGUACGAAGCGUUUGUCCUUGAUGACAACCGAAUUGUGAAGCGCGCCCAGUGGAAAGCAAUUGGUGAAGACAAGAAUCUGCAUGUCUACGCAGAGCGCAAAGGCUGGAGCGAUGACUUGGCUCCCGAAAAACCGCCGAGUCAGGAUCCAGCAGAUAGCUGGCAAAAGCACAUGCCUCUCAUUCUUGCUGUGGGCACGUUUGAAGGCGAGCUAAAUGACCUCAUGUUUGGCACGGUGAACCCGACUCAGGAGAUCAUGCGGGUCAAGGCGUCGUACGUGAAAGACUACAGCGACGGAGCUGUAUUGGCCAAUAUCAUUGUCCCCACAGUCAGAGAUCCGUUCCGGUCCGUCUCGGUCAAAUGGACUCAGAUCAACUUACCCCUCAAUCAGACUGGACUGACCCAGAAUCGAGACUUUGUCUGUCUUGAAGCUACGGGAAUUCUGCAUUUUGCAAAUGGAGAUCGUGUCGGCUACCAGCUCCUGCACUCCAUCGACUUUCCGUGUACCCAACCACUACCGGGAACGAUUCGUGCUCGACACAAGAUCAUCGGCUUUUACCGGCAAAUGAGUCACAAUAUCAUCGACACCUUCGCCCUUGAUAACGUGCAUCCAGGUGGCAAAGUGUUCCGCUCACUCGCACUUGAAGUUUCGGCAAAGGCUUUGCUUUCCACGACAAACUACGUGAUUUGUGGACAAGCCAAGAAAUUGACGUGGCGACUGCAGCAUCGGUACGCCGAGACUCACUGUACUCAACACCGGAAGAGUACUCGCAAUGUACUGGCAGGGAAUAAUUCGUGUGGCGCUUGUGCGCGAAAUCUCGCACCUGGAAGUUUCGGUCUUCCGAGAGUGGGGGCUAUCGGGAAGAGCGUUUGCAAGCUCUGUCUGAACCAUGUGUGCCUCAAGUGCAAACGACCCAAGGGAAUCAGUUUCCUCGCACCGAACGGAAAACUACUGCGUCACAAAAUUACGUUCUGCGUCAUGUGCAUGAGCGAAGUUACGCAGAUGGACGCAUUGUCGGCUGCAUGUGAUCAAGCCGAGGGAUAUCAAGCUUACAAUGUGAUGGCGUCCCUCUCCGGAUCUGACAUCCUUUCGGACGACCUCAAUGUGUGA
Messenger RNA from Peronospora matthiolae, 1224 nucleotides. The record is from the annotation of a GenBank genome assembly. Lineage: Eukaryota; Oomycota; Peronosporomycetes; Peronosporales; Peronosporaceae.